This is a messenger RNA of Cucurbita pepo subsp. pepo (vegetable marrow), 357 nucleotides long. NCBI's taxonomy places the organism in Eukaryota, Viridiplantae, Streptophyta, Magnoliopsida, Cucurbitales, Cucurbitaceae. The record is from RefSeq and is a predicted model, not a curated record.
AUGGCGGUCCUCAACGCCAAAUGCUUCACCCCCAACAAAACUUCGAUUAUCCCCUCAAAACCCACACGACCCAUUUCCCUUCCAACCCUUCACACCAAAACUUCCCUCCCCGGAAUCGCCGUCGCCGGAGUAAUCUUCUCCACACUGAGCUCCACCAACGCUCCCUUCGCCGCCCAGCAAAUCGCCAAUCUGGAGGAGGGCGAUAACCGGGGGCUGGCCCUAUUGCUGCCACUCAUCCCGACGGUGGCUUGGGUUCUGUUCAACAUUCUUCAACAAACGUUGAAUCAACUGAACCGGAUGCAGACAGAGAAAGCGGUGGUUAGAAGGAACAAGGAUAAUUUUCUCUUUGUUGGCUAA